AAAAAAAUUGUAUAAAUGAGGCGAAAGUUGUUGCAACAACAUCAGUCUCUGCAAGACACUCUCGUUCAGCUAAAGAUGUCACCUUACCUUGGACUUGUGGUUAUACUUUUUUGCACCUUUCUCGUAGGAAUCGAAAGUGCCUCUCCUAAUCGAAAUCGCCAAUACCCAGCUCAACAACAGAAACAAUAUGGAGUUCGAACUUAUGGUGCCUCAGGAAGUUCCCAAAGUUUUGGGCCGCCUACUGUUCCGGAAUUUCCACAGAUGAGUUUUGACAAUACCUUUUCUUCAAGUCAAUUCGGACCAUUUUCCACUGGGGAAUUCUUUCCCUUAGGACCACCACCAUCAUCAUCAGGUGGAGGAUGUUCCCUCGGAUGUGGAUCGUUUAAUGUGCUAGCUGGCACAAGCAAGGACAGGUUUUCAAACAAUUAAAUAAUGCAUACACAUAUUUAAAUAAAUGAAUAUGAAUAUUU
Molecule: messenger RNA, 470 nt
Organism: Drosophila simulans
Lineage: Eukaryota; Metazoa; Arthropoda; Insecta; Diptera; Drosophilidae
Exons: 2
Coding region: 16-429 (137 amino acids)
Source: RefSeq, a predicted model, not a curated record